Molecule: messenger RNA, 3442 nt
Organism: Portunus trituberculatus (swimming crab)
Lineage: Eukaryota; Metazoa; Arthropoda; Malacostraca; Decapoda; Portunidae
Product: insulin-like growth factor-binding protein complex acid labile subunit
Exons: 5
Coding region: 340-2943 (867 amino acids)
Molecular function (GO): protein binding
Source: RefSeq, a predicted model, not a curated record
ACUCAGGCGACUAACUGUACGCAGGCAAAGUUUAGGAAACUUAAGAAAAAUAGUGUUUAGGUCCUUUUGGUAUCGUAAGAUUCUAAUAUCAUGAUGUCUUAUUCAGUAAUCUAUCACUAACAAAUGAGAAAAAAUGGAGAUAUUUUUGAGUGCUUGAAAAUUUGUGAUUCUUAUUCGCUUGGUUGUCAUAUCAAGCAAUGGUCUUAGAUAUAUAGAACUGGGUUGAUUAUAAAGCUAGGGAGUGAUAUUGACUGACAGAUAGUGGAAGUUUGUGUGGGGAAGAGCAGCGGUACCCAGCGGGCCAGCAAGCAGUGAGCCACCGAAUAAGAGACAGGAGACAUGCAGGUUUUAGCGUGCUUCGUACUAGCGGGUGUGGUGGCCUUCGGAGCGGCGGUUCUAAUGGAGUGCCCGCGGGAGUGCACCUGUCAAGAGGCGCCACUGAGAGCCGCAUCCUUCGUGCUCACCUGGAUGACGUCAUGGGGCGAGGAUGAUUUGCCGGAGAUCCACCCUAAUGAGGUGGGCGAGCCUAGCGACCUUGUCAACUCCCAGACGGCGGCCAGUGCAGGUGUCGACGUCGACGUGGUAGGACUCCACGCCACCUGCGCCCUUACAAGAGAUACUAACCUCACCUCCCUCCUGCAAACCCUGCCCUCCAGCACCAUGGUACUGACGCUACUACAGGCAGCAGGGAGCGAUUUGACAGUGGUGGAGGCGAAUCACUUGAAACCUUUGUCGGAGCUUAGGGCGCUGCAUCUCCAAGGCUAUGCUAGAAGAAAAACUGUGCAGGUGUCUGGCUACUUCUCCAAUCGUGUGGAGGAGAUGGUGGAGCACAAAAAACUGUCAGCGGAGAGGGAAGAAGAGGAACAAAAUUUGCGGCUGGCCUUGUCUGAGGAUGCUUUGACUCCCCUAAGAGGUCUGCAGCUUCUUGACUUGCAGUAUGUCCGCCUGGUGGCUGCCUUGGAGGGUGGGCGGCUAAGAAGGGACAUUGAGCCGCUCUCCACCACCACUGUACUUGACAUGCACUUGCCACACUUCCUCGCCAUAGCUAAACAGCUGGAAGAUUUAGAUAUUCCUUCAGAGGUGUUGUCGAAACUGCCAGUACCGCCGUUGACUGAUGAGGAAGGCUCGGAAGUAGAUAUUGUGUUGCUGGACGAGCCUUCAGACGAAGUAGUGCCUUACGACGUGUUUAAGACAGAAAACAAAGUGGUGCUAGCUCCUUUCUUGGGUCAGACACAUCUGAAAUAUCUCCGUCUAGCUCACGCAAAGCUGGAUCGAGUAGGACCUGAACUGUUAACGGGGCUCUCUAGCCUCCACACCCUCACACUUGAACACAAUCACAUUAAGGUGCUUCCCGCGGCCAUGUUUGCUCCCACGCCGCACCUCCACCACCUUUCCCUGGCUCACAACAACAUCCUCACACUGGAAGGUGACAGUCUGGCAGGCCUCGAUGAGCUGCUCACCCUUGACCUUGACAGCAACAAACUAGACAGGAUUGGACCUGGCACCUUUCCACGCCUCCCGAACAUAGCUACUCUUCGACUCCUUGAAAACCCCAUUGAACACGUGUUUCCAUUCACUUUCACUAGUGUUAAUUCCACGGAAACGCUAUUGUUAGGUGCCCGUGAUGUAGCCGCCGAGAUUCAUGUGGAUACAUUCCGAGAGCUCAAUGAUUUGAAGAUCCUCCAGAUUGAGAACACCUCCUUGUCCUCGCUGAGUCGUUCCCUCCUUGAAGGCAUGCCUACCCUCAGAGAAUUGACUAUUCACGGCCAUGUCCCUUCCAUUGACUUCGAUGCUUUCACGUCCACCCCUGACCUCGACUCCCUCAACCUGGAUCAUUGUCAUCUGACGAAGCUGUCGCUCGACGCUUUCUUUGGCCUAGAUAAACUGCGUUAUCUCGAUUUGAGCCACAACGACUUGAAUGAACUUUCUCCUGGAACUUUCGACCACUUGGCGAGCCUGAGGGAGCUGUAUCUAAAUAAUAACAAUUUGACCACCUUGCCACCGGCCAUCUUCCUGCCUUUGCCCGCCAAGCUCAUCCAAGUGCAGCAGAACCCGUGGCACUGUACCUGCGACCUGCGACAACUGCGACCUGCGCUAACAAAUAAGGUGCGGGCGAGAGGAUAUACCACAUGUCGCUUCCUGGAACGCUCGGGAAUGGUGUGCAGCCAGCCAGACCCUCCUCGCCUCCGCUACGAUUCCAGAGUAGCUCCACUAUGUGCCACACCUGAACAUUACCGCCACAGAAGUGUCUUCAAGGUCACCGCUCGUCGCCUCAAGUGCCCAAGGCAUGUGUGGGACCCACGGCCACCACUCCGCCCCACCCCUAGUCUUCCAGUUGAAAUACCAAAGCCAAAAGUGGACAUUGUAAAGUUGGACACACCAGUUACGGAAGAACACAGUUGGAUUCCCCUCAUUGACUUCUCUGCUCCUCCCCACAAGGCGAAAGAUUUAUUAGAAAUUGCAGAAGCUGAGAUGCCAGAGGGUGCCUACGCUCCACUACCCGAGGAAGAUGUGGUGGUGGAAGAGCUGGAAGUAGAGGUGGCUGUAGAGGAGGAGACGGAAGAAAGGGGAGAGGAGGAGGAAGAAGAAGAACAAGAAGCAGUGGAGCUUAUCGAGGAAAUUGAAGUGAGCGAGAGAGAGAACACGGAGGACAUUCUGACAGGAGACCAGGAUCUACAUCCCUUCGACGUGGCAGGGAGGUUUGUCAGAAGGCAAAGAGAGAGAUACCGCCAGGAAAAACAGGAGAUGAAGAGACAAAUGGCAGAGGAGCAGAGGAGGCGACUUAAAGCCCGACACGCCCUCAAACAGCGACAUUGGAACAGGCUAGCAGAUGAUAAAAGAAAGUUUAGGGCACAGAUGGCGGCAGAGCGGCAAAGGCUGUUAGAGAAUAGAGAAAAUGCAAUGAAUGAAUUCAUGAAAGGACAACAACAUGCUAUAAAGUAGUUUGAUGGUUUAACACUGGUCCCCUUUUAAUCAUACACGUGUCAUGGCCCAUUCAUCUCUCGGGCCACUUAUAAAACAUGCCAUCAAACACACAUCCUCUUCAUAUCCUCUUCCAGCUUAUUUCCUUUAUUUUUUUUCCUACGCUGUUUUUUUCCCUCAUAUCGAAAACAAAGAAUACUCAUCUUUUAUUACCACAUUUAUGUAUAUUGUAAAAAAUACUUUUGAAAUAUUAUAAACAUAUGCAUGAUGUAAAUCAUUUUUUCGUCGAGUACUGGUAUGCGUUAUCGUUAGUCUAUGAAUUGAUAAACUUCAUUUAAUUAUAGAAGUUUACUAUUAUUUCUAUGAAAAGGAAACACAAAUUUUAGUAAUAUAACGAGGUAACAAGUUUUAUCAGUAAUGUUGUGUAUUUUUCUAAAUUCUUAUUUUUAUCUUAAUAGGGAAUGUAAGCUAACUAGUGGUAUAUGUUUUUGCACAUUGGUCGUAAUAAAAGUUAGUAAGA